GAGGAGAAGAAGAAGAAACACGAACUCGCACCUCCACGAGCCGUGGCUGGAUUGUGCGCGCGUGCAUUGAUAAUAAUGAUGGAGGAGGGUGUGAUCAGAGAUGUGUUCAAAAGCUACAAUAGAUAUCCUGUUCCUGUGUCUGUCUCCAUCAUGACUGAAAAAGGUAUCUGCUUUGAUACCAAGACCAAGAACCUCACCAUAAGCACUGAGUGGAGUCAGUGUGAUGUUGACAGAGGCAUUAGAUUGCACUUUAGUCAGCACUGGAAUCUUCAAUGUAAUGGAAAUAUUCUGAAAAAGUCUGUGUGUCUGGGACCCUCUAUAAACACACAUGGAGAGAUUCUUAGUCGCUACUCGCCCUCUGGGGUCCAUAGAGCGGUCAUCAGAGAUGUCGUGGGGCAUCAGUACCUUGAGGUAUGGGGCUGCAAUGGACUGGAGAAAAGCUUAGACCUCACAGCUAUGAACAAACAUGGAAAAGUCUAUGAAGAUGCACAGUUUGCAUGUCUAGUUUGGUCACCCUGUGAGGAAAAGUUACUUUACGUAGCAGAGAAGAAGAGGGCGGGGCCAUCAGCCAAUGACAGUGGAAGUUUGGGUGUGCUUGAAGAAGACGAUAAGAAUGUGUAUGUGGAAGACUGGGGUGAGGGUCUGGUUGGUAAAAGUGUCCCAGUGCUGUGUGUAGCAAAUCUAACUAAAGGGGAAGUGACCAUGUGUCCUGGAGUCCCAGCUCAUGUGUCACCUGGGCAGGCCUCGUGGACAGGAGACGGCCAGACCGUGAUCUUCGUGGGCUGGUGGCACGAACCCUUCCGACUGGGCCUGAAGUUCUGUUCCAAUCGGAGAUCAGCUGUCUUCUCCAUUGAUUUGAAAGGAAAUUGUGAGCUCGUGUCAUGUGAUUCUGGCUCGGUGAUGAGUCCUCGGCUGAGUCCAGACUCUCUCUGGCUGGUCUAUCUGCAGGGAAAAGUGUUCGGCCCACAUCAACAAUGUCUCUGCAUGAUGCUGUAUGACAUGAAGAACAGAACUACCUCCGUGUUGGUGGAUGUAGUGAAAAGAGCAGAGGAAGGUCAAUUUAUGGGUGUGUAUGAACCUCUUCCUCUUCAUUGCUGGUCUUCAGACAGUGAGAGACUCUUCUUCAGCAGUGCCUGUGAAAACAGGAAGUUGCUGUUCUCUGUGGAGAGACAAACUGGAAGAGUAACACCUGUGCAGGACACUGUGUGGAAAGAGUUUGGGAGUGUCAAGCUACUAGCAGUCAUGAAUGACUUGAUGGUGAUGUCCUGCUCUUCUCCUAAUCACCCCCCAAGCCUGGAGGUAGGGUUUAUACCAGAUGGAAAGCAUAAACGGACUGUACAGUGGUCUCACCUGGGUGGAGCUGAUGCAUACGAGGGCUUUGAUUGGGAAUCGAUGAUGAUCACUCCCACACCAGAAGAGGAAAACCAUCAGUUCUCUGGCAUCAGGUUUGGUGCCAUGUUGCUGAAACCAGCAAGCUGUUUCAAGGCUGUCAGGUUUCCUCUGGUCGUCUUCAUACAUGGAGGCCCUCAUUCUCAUUUUGCUGCUGAAUGGAACGUCACUGCUGCAGCUUUGAGUAAACUGGGUUUUGCUGUGCUCAUGGUUAACUAUCGAGGUUCCACUGGUUUUGGUCAAGACAGUAUCGAUUCUCUCCUUGGAAACCUCGGCAGUCAGGAUGUCAAAGACGUUCAGAGGGCUGUGCUGCAUGUCCUACAGAACAACAAAACCCUGGAUCCUGAUAGGGUGGCUGUGAUGGGCGGGUCUCAUGGUGGAUUCCUGGCCUGUCAUCUGAUUGGUCAGUAUCCAGAGUUCUACAGAGCAUGUGCAGCACGGAACCCCGUCAUCAACGCAGCCACACUGCUUGGGACCAGUGACAUCUCUGACUGGAGAUAUUCCUCUGUUGGUCUAGAAUACAGCUUUGACCAGCUGCCCAGUGCACAAGCCCUGAGCACCAUGCUGGAGAAAUCACCUAUAGUGCAUGCAGCACAGAUCCGCACUCCAGUGUUGCUUAUGUUAGGCGGCAAGGAUAGGAGAGUGUCACCUUAUCAAGGUUUGGAGCUUUAUAAAGCCCUCAAGAGCAGGGGCUCACCUGUCAGGCUGUUAUGGUAUGAUGAUGGCCAUUCCCUGUCUAAAGUGGAAACUCAGUCUGACUGUUUCCUCAAUGUUGCACUAUGGUUCAAACAGCAUUUAAACAUUAACCGAACUUCAUCCUGAUCAUAUUAAGACCUCAACAUGGUCGAAGCUGCUAAAUUAAGACUUUGCAGUUCUCUCGUUAAAACAAAAUGCUAUUGCAAGCUACUUGUGUAAUAACAUUUAUCACGUAUUCUGUCUCCACUGUUCAGAAUAAUCGGAUGACACCCAAAUAAUAGACUUAAGACUCAAAGCUUGAUUGCAGUUAAAUGAGAUGCAGCAACAAAAUUGUAAAUAGACUGUAAACAGGAUGCCUAAAUAGCAGUGACAGUGGUAUUAUUUAUUAGAGUAGAAUGUGGUUUAUUUGGUUCAGUGAAGAUAUUAUAGAAGAAGAAGAAGAAGCCUUUAUUCGUCACAUGCACACUUCAAGCACAGUGAAAUUCAUCCUCUGCAUUUAACCCAUCUGAAGCAGUGAACACACACUCAGAGCAGUGGGCAGCCACACCAGAGCGCCCGGGGAGCAGUCAGGGGUCAGGUACAGUACCUUGCUCAAGGGCACCUCAGCCCAAGGCCACCCCACGUCAACCUAACUGCAUGUCUUUGGACUGUGGAGGAAACCGGAGCACCCGGAGGAAACCCACGCAGACACGGGGAGAACAUGCAAACUCCACACAGAAAGGCCCUCGGCGGCCGCUGGGUUCAAACCCAGAACCUUCUUGCUGUGAGGCGACCGUGCUAACCGCUAUACCACCGUGCCGCCCUGAAAUACAUAAAGACUGGCACACUCCCUAAAACGGCAGAAAAUAAAGAUUCAAGAUUAUCCACAGAUAAAAUGCACUUGCUGAAAUUGUGCAAACGCUUCGAUUACCAACCAGUAGAACUCCGUUUGAACUGCAAAAACUACACAAACGCACCAAAAUGGCAGUUAGCCUCUAACCAUCCUAUAUUAGUCCACUAGAUAAAUCUGAACUGAUGAAUAAGGCCCAAUCCCAAUUCUAAUUUCUACCCCUACCCCUCCCCCUUCCCCUUGGCCCUUCCCCUUGAAACUGAGCUACAAGGGAUAGGGCUUGAAAUUCAACCCUUACGUAUUGGGAUAUCCCUUCAACGAUCGCAUACGUCAUCGCGUACCUCCGUCAGCGUUUACGUUAGCAAAACGCGACCAAAUGCGUCAUUGGCUGCGACCAGCCGCUACAGUCAGAGCCAGAGGCAGAACCAGAAAUCUCUGCUGGCAGGGUGUGAUUUGUUAACUAACACCACUGAAUGGGAUAUCUUUGGCGCUUCGUGCACCACAUCCGACAGAAUGAGGUGUCAGAACACUCAUGUAAACAAUAAAAGCGAGAAUAACAGAACAAAACGUACGCAGUCAAGCAACCGAAAACAAUACUCACUCCCAAAGCUUUUUAGCAGCAGCUUGGAUUUCAGAAAUCGCUGCUCAUUCUCAGCUCGAAAGCGAAUCAAGCGGCGUGUUUCCUCUGGAUAACAACUUAAAACACGUAAAUAAUGAAGAAAAUACAUUUAUGACAAUCUUUCGCCGCGGGAACCGCCAUCUUUCUGAAAUCCGCGUGAAAUCUCGCUGAAAUCUGCAUGGCAUUGUGGGAAAUCACUCAAACCCCUUCGUUCGGAGUCAGCUCCAGGAAAAUCUCCGUUUGGAGGGGUACAGAAGCCCUACCCCUCCCCCUACCCCUCCGCGUUAACUGGGAUUGGGAUACCCCUUCACGUGAACGCGCAAAAUGGAGGGGAAGGGCCAAGGGGUUGGUCCAAGGGGUGAAAUGGGAUUCGGCCUAAAUAGACACAUUUCAAAAUUACACACAACAAGAGCGAACAGAAGUAUCGUUCGGCUUGUCCAACAAAAUUUAACUAAAUUUCUGUUAACAUGCAGUUAGGUUAACAUAGGACGGCCUUGGGCUGAAGUGCCCAAGAGUGGCGGCACGUACGUAUGCAGCGGCUUUGCUCUCCUGUGAUGAACUAAAAUUUCGUUGUACAUUUGUGCAGUGACAAUAAAGGCAUUCUAUUCUAAAUUCAUAAAUUUAAUUGAUAAAAAUACACCUUCACCAAACACACCCCAUUGGCCAGACGAAUGCCUUAGCUACGGAGCAAAAAAGAAGGAAUAACUCCACCAAUAUUCAGUCUUUUUUUAAUUUUAUUGUUGAUUGGGUUCCAGCGUUUCUCUGUCACUGUGUAGUCAGACUUCUUUUGUGCCUAAAGUUGGGAUGUGAUGACGUUUGACAUAUCUGAGCUGAUGUAAAACAAAUUUCUCACCAAAUUUGACCCCGCCCCACUGACACAGCGCUGACUGUUAAUCACUAUUACAAGAUUGUCAAGGGUGACCCUCAGCAGAGCAUUAAAUGGAGCACGAGCUUUAAAUGAAAUUGUAUAUUAUAGAUCGUCUUCAAGUGUAAUCUUUCCCUGGUUGUUCAUUACUACUAAUGCUAACCACUAGGUGGUAGACCUGAUAUUCCACUUACAGCAAAAAGCAUUUUGCAAGGAAAAAAAGCCAGAAAAACUGAGGCUGCGCUUUGAGAGGAAUAUUAGACUAGUGUAAGGGUUUUUUUUUCUGUAAAGUUCUUUACAUUUAAAUUAAUGAGAUUUUAUCUUUUUUUUUUUUUUUGUUGAGGCAGAAAAGUACAUGGUACCUAACGAUCAGUGCAGAAACAGGUCUGAAAAUUUAUAAUAGUGCUUGUGUUAACUUUCUCCAUGAUAACUAAGAUGGAAAAUGAUUGUGAACAACCUUUUCCAGUGAUGAAAGUUAUAAACAAAACAAACGAGUAUUAUAUAAUCGUUCAAUAGUGAUGUCUUGUUAGGCUCAUGUUUAAUACUAAUAAUACUAACUAGCUCGAUAAUAUCUAUCAUUAUUCUAUCCACAUUCACUGGAUAUGCGCAAUCGCGCGCUCUGAUUGGCUACUCUACUACUCAGCUAUCAGCUCCUAUAGAUAGUUUUCACUGACAUCACGGCAUUCCGGGGAACACCCUCCAGCCACCAUUUUGUGGGGCAAACAAAACGGACCAUCGCCAUUACCGGCUACGUUAUCUCGGACGAAUUUAUGAAGUUGUAUAGUCAUUUUUCUAAAAUAAAGAUCAAUGUCGGCAAAAUCAAGCAAACAGAAGUAUAUAGAUACAUUAGACGACAUCUCACGACAACGGUAUGCAGCCAAACUGGCCUUGAUUGGGGAAUUGACCCCUACGAAGUGGACAAAGAUGCAUUUUCAAGUGACUAUGCAGGGCUGCCAAAGCCUGAAACUGCCAAAGCCUGCUCCAAAGCCUGAAACUGACUUCAUCAAACUUUAAAGGCUGUCUGAUAUAUACAACUUUAUAUAUUCACAGCGCGCCUUUUGGUGGAUGCCGCCUGAAUCGCGCAGAUCCGAUUUUUUUUUUUUUUUAGGGGGGGC
Molecule: messenger RNA, 5513 nt
Organism: Neoarius graeffei (lesser salmon catfish)
Lineage: Eukaryota; Metazoa; Chordata; Actinopteri; Siluriformes; Ariidae
Gene: apeh2
Product: S9 family peptidase
Exons: 22
Coding region: 76-2211 (711 amino acids)
Biological process (GO): proteolysis
Molecular function (GO): serine-type endopeptidase activity
Source: RefSeq, a predicted model, not a curated record